GUGUGUAAUGUCCCGUCGACCAAGACCCAAGACCAAGGAUCUGGCAUCUCUUUCGUCACACGAGAAAUGCCACUCCCGCUCACCACCCCUACACUACUCGAUCAGCAUCCUGAAUUCUGAAACCACAUUGUGUCCCGUCACCCCCCCCGGACCCCCUCCACGCCAGCAUUACAGACAACUCGAUCCGUCCAACCACCACAACAACAACAACCACCAUGCCCCCAACGCGCCCAUUAUCAGGGCACCGCCCCCUCCUCGGCGUCUCCACCAAGAUGUACUUCAGCCACGCCCGCACGACCGCCUACGUCUCGUCGGUGCUCUCCCUGCUCUCCUCCCCGUCCGCAUCCCCAUCAUCCCCAUCCCCCUUAGAAACCGGCACCAUCGACGCCUUCCUCAUCCCAGACUUCGUCUCCCUGCUGCCGACGCUGGCCGCCAUCUCGGCGGCCCCGCCCCCGGCGAACACCUUACUCGUCGGCGCGCAGGACUGCUGCGCGCACGACGCGGGCGCCCACACGGGCGAGGUGUCGCCCGCCGUGCUGAGAGAGGUCGGGUGCGCGCUCGUCGAGGUCGGGCACGCCGAGCGCCGGCGGCUGUACGGCGAGACGGACGCCGUUGUCGCGGAGAAGGCCAGGGCCGUCGUGCGCAACGGCAUGUGGCCGCUGGUGUGUGUCGGGGAGCAGCGGGCGCCCGGGGAGGAUGGGGAGGACGGGGUGCAGCGCGCGGCGGAGGAGGUGCUGGCGCAGGUGACGGCUGUGUUGGAGGGGUUGGAUGCCAAGGCCGAGGUCGUGCUGGCGUAUGAGCCGGUGUGGGCGAUCGGGGCGGCCCAGCCGGCUUCGGCGGAGCAUGUGCGCGGGGUGGUGCGGCGGCUGCGGGAGAGCGAGGUCGUCAGGGGCCGGCGCGGCAGGACGAGGAUUGUGUAUGGUGGCGCCGCGGGGCCGGGGUUGUGGGAGCGGCUGGGCGGGGAGGUGGACGGCCUGUUUCUCGGACGGUUUGCGCACGAGCCGGAGCAGUUUGUGAAGUUGUUGUACGAGGUUGGGGGGAUGGGUGGUGGUGGCUGAUGGGCGCGAAGCUCCAGUCGAUCUGUUGAAGCGCGGGCCGGGCUGGUUAAGCAUGAGGCACUGACCAUCGCGAAUCUGGAGUGUUCAAGGGGGUGGUUUCGGGGUCUAAGCAGUAUUUGUCCCUGCUGGACGAGGAGGCUACCGCAACCCACAUCAGCCGCGUUGCACGAAACACGGCAUCCAUGGCGUCGUCCUCGGAUAAGAAAGUCCUGGCUAGCGAGCUGUUCAGAAGCCGUACUGGUCGCUGCGUCAGUAACGGAAUUAGCAACUGUUCGCCUGCUGUACCCGGUCUCUGUUAUAGCAUCCGACCAGCUUAUCAAGAGACGAGAGCGUCGGGUUGCCGGCUUCCGCAUUCCUACUACAGUGUUGUAGUUGACACUUAUGAUUCCUGGCCGAGGUGCACACGGUCAUGCAACAGCUCCAAAAUCGUCUCAACAACAUGAAGACCUACGCCCUCCUCGCUGCCCUCUUCGCCACGACGGCCCUCGCC
Molecule: messenger RNA, 1548 nt
Organism: Thermothielavioides terrestris NRRL 8126
Lineage: Eukaryota; Fungi; Ascomycota; Sordariomycetes; Sordariales; Chaetomiaceae
Exons: 1
Coding region: 273-1058 (261 amino acids)
Biological process (GO): glyceraldehyde-3-phosphate biosynthetic process; gluconeogenesis; glycolytic process
Cellular component (GO): cytosol
Molecular function (GO): triose-phosphate isomerase activity
Source: RefSeq, a predicted model, not a curated record